Molecule: messenger RNA, 1337 nt
Organism: Chanos chanos (milkfish)
Lineage: Eukaryota; Metazoa; Chordata; Actinopteri; Gonorynchiformes; Chanidae
Product: putative methyltransferase DDB_G0268948
Exons: 6
Coding region: 52-1038 (328 amino acids)
Molecular function (GO): S-adenosylmethionine-dependent methyltransferase activity
Source: RefSeq, a predicted model, not a curated record
ACUCUAAAGUCUGAGAAUUCACUUGAAACAGAGCAGGGUUUUGUUAGUCAUAUGACAUUUUCCUUCCACUUCUAUGGACUGGGGCCAACACAAUGCACCCUGACCUACACCUCUAACAGGCGGUUGGUUAAUCUACAACUGCAGAAGGACAUUAAAAUUUCGCUCUCCUCUGAUCCUAUGAUGCAUUCACAAAACUCCCCUGAGGACAGAAACAUGGCUGAGCGAUGUUUUGAAGGUAAAGCGCACGCUGUCGCUUACAAACGCUACCGGGUUUCCCCUCCGCAAGAGCUGAUGGAUGAAGUGCUGCACUUCCUUGAAAAGAGGAGUGAGAGACUGUUUAACCUGGCUGUGGAUGUGGGGUGUGGCUCAGGACAAGGUACAGUUCUCCUGGCCCCUCACUUCACCACGGUGGUGGGCACAGACAUCAGCCCUGCCCAGAUAGAGCAGGCUAAAUCGCAUGAUCAUGCAUCCAACGUCUCCUACAGGCAGUGCCCAGCUGAGGAGCUGCCCUUUGAGAGUGGCACAGUUGACUUGGUGACGUCCAUGACUGCGGCACACUGGUUCGAUCGUCCACGUUUCCUGCGGGAGGCGGACAGGAUCCUGAAGCUGGGUGGAUGCAUAGCCCUGAUUAGUUACACCCUGAAUAUGGAGCUGGAGUUCAGAGAAAACGAUGCUGAGCUCAACAGGAUCUGUCAGGAGUUCUACACUGCCUUGCUGCCUUUUCGCAGUAGCUAUUUGGGCCCCAGUUCUCUUGACCGUUAUAAAGAGAUGUAUGAGUCCAUUCCCUACCAAAAUAAAGAGUGGCAUGAGUGUCUCAGGGUUAGGAGGAAGAUGCCAUUGACUGACUACAUUGGUAUGGUUGAGACGUUCUCCAGCUAUCAGGCUUUACUGAAGAAGGAUCCGGCGCAGGCUCAGAAGCUGUCUGAGGAAAUCAUGGACAAGCUGUUGAAUGCGAUGGGGACCUCCUCAGCAGACACAGAAGUGACAGUUGUGAUUAAGUAUUUUUACUUACUGGCUUCAAAGGAUAAAACAGACUGAAUGGUUAACUCUCUGGGAAUAUGUACAUGACCUCAGCUUUCUCACGCUCACAGAAAAGGAAUUAUUCAUUAUUUCCUUGACUGAGCAAAUUAAAAUAAGACCCUGAGAACAUGUUUUGUACAAGGUUUUGUGCAAAUAAAAUAAUCAUUCUUUCUGUGAACGACAUGAUCUUUUCAAUAUACUUGAAGCUGUAUGCUAUUUUGUGUGUAAAAUUAUGCAUCUGGAAUUAUGAAAUCGAAGUAUGAGUGUGGAGAAGAAACAUAAAGUGUAAACGCUGCCUUUUAGGUUUUAAAAACUGG